AUGUUUGCAGCUGGAGUAGCCACAAUCACCGACAGAGAACUGCUUUCUUCGAUGAUCGGAGUUCAAGGUCUCAUCUACUGUAAACAAGAAUCUAAGCUUACUCCUCUCCAAGGUGCAGUAGCGAGGGUGACGUGUGAGACGUCGGACGAAUACGGUUAUGAGGCAGAGGAUGUGACGGUGCUUAGCCAAGCGACAGAUGCAAAGGGUUAUUUUCUGGCGACGCUUUCUCCGUCGGAGGUGAAGGAUUAUAAGAAGAAGAGGAUCAAAGAGUGCAGAGCGUUUCUUGAGCUAUCUCCGGCUGACACUUGUUCUUUUCCGACUGAGAUCAACCGUGGAAUCAGCGGAGCCAUCCUCCAAAAUUAUCGUCUUCUAGAAAACAAGCAAGAGAUGAAGCUCUUCACCGUUGGCCCUUUCGUCUUCUCGCCGGAGGAAUCUGAUCAGGACAAGUCUAUUCCCAACGGCUACUAA
Molecule: messenger RNA, 468 nt
Organism: Microthlaspi erraticum
Lineage: Eukaryota; Viridiplantae; Streptophyta; Magnoliopsida; Brassicales; Brassicaceae
Source: the annotation of a GenBank genome assembly